Strongylus vulgaris is the source of this 165-nucleotide messenger RNA. NCBI's taxonomy places the organism in Eukaryota, Metazoa, Nematoda, Chromadorea, Rhabditida, Strongylidae. The record is from the annotation of a GenBank genome assembly.
UGGCCAUCGAUCUUCUAUGCCCAUGGUGCCGUUUCCCUAUUUCUCUUCAUCACUUAUGGUCUCUUCUACCGAAACUCUCCCGGAAAGCAUCCUUUCGUUGGAAACGUUGAGCUGCGCAAGAUUAGCAUUGGCAAAGUCGGCAACGUUGAGUAAGUUAAGCUAGAU